Cynara cardunculus var. scolymus (artichoke) is the source of this 4440-nucleotide messenger RNA. Its product is annotated as probable lysine-specific demethylase ELF6. The coding region runs from base 257 to 4144 and encodes 1295 amino acids. The record is from RefSeq and is a predicted model, not a curated record. Gene Ontology annotation, biological process: chromatin remodeling. Gene Ontology annotation, molecular function: histone H3K4me/H3K4me2/H3K4me3 demethylase activity. NCBI's taxonomy places the organism in Eukaryota, Viridiplantae, Streptophyta, Magnoliopsida, Asterales, Asteraceae. Gene Ontology annotation, cellular component: nucleus. The transcript has 7 exons.
GUCAAAAGACUUCGCAUCCCAUUGAAGUUACAGGUUCUACUGCUUAUAAGUGUAUUCAAUUCGUUCUUAUACUUGUUUCAAUAGCAUAAUUUGCCCUAAAAUUGUAGUUUCAGUCGCAACAGGCCCAUAAGCAAAAUAAUUCUAGGGUUUUAGUCGAUUGUAACAAGAAAUCACUUGUGCUCUUUUAGUAUUUGUGAGUUGUUUUUUGUGGUGUCGCUGAAUGAUUCUGUUAUGCUUGUGAUUGUUAUUGAUAGUAAUGAGGGACGUGGAUAUACCCAAUUGGCUCAAGGAAUUGCCAUUGGCACCCGUAUUUUACCCUACCGAUACAGAAUUUGCAGACCCAAUUGCUUAUAUCUCCAAGAUUGAGAAAGAAGCUAGUGCAUUCGGUAUAUGUAAAGUUGUUCCUCCAUUGCCAAAACCUUCGAAAAAGUAUGUUAUUGGCAACCUAAAUAGGUCCCUCUUGAAGUGCCCGGAGUUGGGGAAUGAUGUAAAAGUAAAUAGUGUAGAAAAGGUAAAUGAUGGGGAGGUUCGGGCUGUGUUUACAACUAGGCAUCAAGAAUUGGGUCAUAGUAGUGGGAAAAGAACAAAAGAGGUUGGGGUGGGGACCAGUCAGCCGCCUCCUCCUGUCGUGAAUAAGCAAGUAUGGCAAAGUGGGGAAAUUUACACGCUGGAGCAGUUUGAAUCCAAGUCCAAGAAUUUUGCUCGGAGUCAGUUGGGUAUGAUUAAAGAAGUUUCUCCACUGGCUGUAGAGACACUUUUUUGGAAGGCAGCAUGUGAGAAACCUAUAUAUAUUGAAUAUGCUAAUGAUGUGCCAGGAUCGGGUUUUGGUGAACCAGUAGGAUCGUCUCGAUUUGUGCAUAGGCAUGGGAGGAGGAGGAGAAGAACAUUUAGUAGAAACAAUGAAGAUUGUUCUGCUAUAAGGGAACAACUAAAUGAUAAAAGCAACAGUUGUGACGACCAGAAAGGUGAAUCUAUAAGGUGUAGCCCUAGUUCUUCAGUAGAUACGUUAAAGAAAGAUACCAGUUCACUGAAUAUGUUGUCAGAUCGUGUUCCCAGGCAAAGGGGUUCAGAUGCUGGUCAUGAGAUUGAAGGCACUUCUGGAUGGAAGCUUUCCAAUUGUCCCUGGAAUUUACAAGUAAUUGCACGAUCGCCUGGAUCUCUUACGCGCUUCAUGCCAGAUGAUAUUCCAGGUGUUACUUCUCCCAUGGUAUACAUUGGCAUGCUGUUCAGCUGGUUUGCAUGGCAUGUUGAAGAUCAUGAACUGCACAGCUUAAAUUUUCUCCACAUUGGUUCUCCCAAGACCUGGUAUGCAGUCCCUGGGGAUUAUGCACUCACAUUCGAGGAAGUAAUACGUUCAAAGGCUUAUGGUGGAGGUAUAGAUCGGUUAGCUGCACUAACACUCCUGGGAGAAAAGACUACUCUUCUAUCACCUGAAAUUGUUGUGGCAUCUGGCAUUCCAUGUUGCAGGUUGGUACAGAACCCUGGUGAAUUUGUAGUGACUUUUCCGAGGGCUUACCACAUAGGAUUUAGCCAUGGUUUUAAUUGUGGGGAAGCUGCUAAUUUUGGGACUCCAAAGUGGCUUGCCGUAGCUAAGGAAGCUGCAGUGCGCAGAGCUGCCAUGAAUUUUCUUCCUAUGCUUUCACAUCAACAGCUGCUUUAUCUACUAACGAUGUCAUUUAUUCCGAGAGUGCCUAGAUCUUUGUUGCCAGGUGUACGAAGCUCUCGCCUAAAAGACCGUCAAAAAGAAGAGCGUGAGCUGUUGGUGAAGAAGGAAUUCAUUGAUGAUAUACUCAAGGAAAACAGACUAUUAACUUGUAUUCUUCGGAAAAGUUCCUCUUACCGUGCAGUCGUAUGGGAUCCAGAGUCCCUGUCCCCAUCUGUUAUUAAAGAAUCUGACUUGACCAAUAUUGGAAUGGAUCGCACCAUCAAUCCGCCAACUGAAAAUGUAAAUGCUGAAAAUGGAAACAAUUUGGAUAUGUUUAGCCAAAUGAGGCAGGACACAGAAACACUUCUCCAUAUAGAGGAUGAGGACAUGUCAAGUGAUUUUCAAAUUGAUUCUGGAACGUUACCAUGUGUGGUUUGUGGUGUUCUUGGUUAUCCUUUCAUGUCUGUCAUACAACCGUCAGCAAAGGUGGUGGUUGAUGAUAUGCCUGUGAAGGAUCAUGGUGUUCUUCAGGACCUUGGGGUUGAAAACUCUGUUUCAGGUGGGCUGUGCGACAAUCGUAAAAGUAGCAAGGAUACAAUAUGCUUCCAUCAUCCAAGUAUAGCAUCUUCAGAACUGGUUAAUGUGCAGGAUCGGUGUCUUAAAGAUUCAACAUAUUCAUCUAAAGUGAACAUUGAGGGAUGGAACACGUCUAGUGGGUAUUUAAGACCUCGGAUAUUCUGUUUAGAGCAUGCAAGUAAAAUCGAAGAGCUGUUGGACUCUAUAGGUGGAGCGAAACUGCUUAUAAUAUGCCAUUCAGAUUUCCGCAAAAUUAAGGCACAAGCUUCAGUCAUUGCGGAACAGAUUGGUGGCACAUUCAGAUAUAAUGAGGUUCAAUUAGACGAUGCGACCCAGGAUGAUUUGCAUCUGAUAAAUCUUGCAAUUGACAAUGACCAAGAAGAUGAAUCUGUAGAAGACUGGACACUGAAAUUGAACGUAAAUCUUCGACAAUCUGUUAAGCUCAGGCCUAAAUUAUCACCCGACAAGAUACAUCAUGCUUUGACUAUGAAUGCACUAUUUGCUGACACAACCCCCACCUCAAGUGUGGUCUCAUGUGCGAUGCUUCUUCAGUGGCAGGCUACAAAAUCUCGCUCAAAUAGAAAGUUGAACUGUUCACUCAAGAAAUCUUCAAAGGGCAUUUCUGUAGGAAAAGAUGCAGAGUUGAAAGAGAAGUCAUCUGAACCCCAAAUGCCUAAAAAAGAAGGGAGACUAAUUCAGUAUUCAAGAAGAAGCUUCAAGUCAAAGCGGCAAGAUUCUGCAACCAAUCUCAGCAAAAACACAAAUGAGGACCCUUUUUUGGUGUUGGGUGAUUUAUCAACUCCUGAGAAACCUGAUAAACAGCAUGAAAAGCAGGUUGUUCUGGAGGAUUCCAUUCUAUCACAAGCUGUAAUGGAAGUUUCUGCUACUCCAGUUGUUGAAGAUGCCAAGACAUAUACUUCCAUGGAGAUGGAGGGAGGUUAUGAAGAACAGCACGAUAAAUGCUCCCGUGAAAAUUCCCCAGGCUCAGUGUCAUGUGCUACAACUAUUGAAAAUACUGGAAUCGAAAAAAAUGAUAGAAGUGCCGAGGAAACUGGAAUGCAAAAUGAAACUAGUUUUGUGGUAACGAAAAGUGAUUCUGGAGACCGGUCCAGUAGUGAAGAUGGUUUGAUGCAAGAAGGCUCUGAAUUGGCCAAGCCUGAUGAGUCCUCUGCUGAUGAACCUGUUACGACUUCAAAAGUUAGGGUAAAGAAAGGUCCGAUCACUGAUAGAAAUGAGGAAAAUAGCCCUUUUUCAAGUUGUCAUACUUCAACAAGUGGAAGUAAAAGGAAGAGAGAAGUGGAGUUGUUGCAAAGAGAGGAACAAUCUGAUUUUGAUGGAUUUAUAAGAAGCCCAUGUGAAAGAUUGAGACCGAGAGGUGGAAAAGAUGCGCAUAAAGGUGGUUUUUCAAUCACACCAAAAACAAUCACAGAAAAACCUACAAAUAAAGCAAAGGCUUCUAAUGUCGCAGAAAAACCUGCAAAGAAAGCAAAGGCUUCCAGUGUUACAGAAAAACCCGCAAAGAAAUCGAAGGCUUCGGAUGUCAAAAUCCCUGAAAAAGACAAACAGGGAUCCCACAGGUGUGACCAUGAAGGAUGCAAAUUGAGUUUCCAGACUAAAACAGAGCUAAGCAUGCAUCGAAAGAACAGGUGCCCUCAUGAAGGGUGUGGAAAGAAGUUCAGUUCACACAGAUAUGCAGUGCUCCAUUUGCGUGUCCACGAGGAUAACAGGCCGCUCAAAUGCACUUGGAAAGGGUGCAAGAUGACGUUCAAGUGGGCAUGGGCACGGACUGAGCAUUUAAGAGUCCACACUGGAGAGAGACCAUACAAAUGCACUGUUGAAGGGUGUGAGCGCACCUUCAGGUUUGUUUCUGACUAUAGCCGACACAGAAGGAAAACUGGGCAUAAUGUACAUGUAAAAGCCUGAAUUGUUUGUUUUAAUCAGGGUAGUUUCGUAUACUGAAGAAAUUUUUUCAGAAUUUGCAAAACGUGGAGCGGGGUUAUUGGAAAACCAAAAAGCAGGAGCCAGAAAUCAUGUAACUUUGUUUUUUGGGUUAAGUUUAUUUCUAAGGCUAGGGUUAGACUGGUAAAUCGUGUAGCUAAGCUAGGGAUUAAUGAGUUUUUGGUUGAUGCAUGAAGCAAGGGUUUACAUUCUUUUGUUGAAUUGCUUUUUUCUGGGUACAGUUUUAUAUGUUGAUUUGAUUGUAGUCAGUUUGUUGUUAA